AUGCCAACCGUUCUUACAGACUUGGAUACCGAAAUACCAAAUAACCCAAAUUCUGGUGACUCUAACUAUGUACUUGUGACUGAUGAGCGUCUGCCAAACUGUUCCAGUGAUGGCUCAUCUGGUAAUCACCAAGGAACCCUCUGCGUGAACAGAAAAAGGACGGCGAGAAUACUCACAUUAGCACGGCAUACUGAGUCUUUGAUUCUCCGAUUGUGUCUCAAUCUCAACCGCAAUAAUGCCCCGGCUUUCUUUACGGCCAUUGAACAAAUCGUUGCUUACUAUGGAGAGAAUGCCCAGUAUACAGGUAUCUGGGAACAGUUACUGUGUGAUCUAGAUAAUAAGAACGAUAGCUAUGGAAAGUAUUUGAAAAAGCAGAAGGAUGACUGGAAGCACGAGGAUCUAGAUCCGGAGUCAUGGCAAGAUUGCGCAAUCCGAAAUUGCAAGAGAUCGACGGAGCGCAUGAAGCAUACGCAGCAUCUUCGCGAUGAACUGGUGAAUGAUGGCAAGCUUCCCUCUGACAGGAAGAUAGAUAGUUUUGACGAGGUCACUCCUAAUACAGGACAUCAAUGA
This is a messenger RNA of Aspergillus oryzae RIB40, 570 nucleotides long. RefSeq lists its product as uncharacterized. The record is from RefSeq and is a predicted model, not a curated record. The transcript has a single exon. NCBI's taxonomy places the organism in Eukaryota, Fungi, Ascomycota, Eurotiomycetes, Eurotiales, Aspergillaceae. The coding region runs from base 1 to 570 and encodes 189 amino acids.